AUGGCUUCGAAAAGUAAGGAAAAAUUGAGCGAAGCCGACGAGUCGUAUAAGGAGGAACUUGAUUCUUUGGUAGCGGAACUGUUGAACCUGGAUCUGACGAGCAGUCAGUCGGAGACGAUACUGCUGAAGCUGGUGGACCACGCGACGAACGACUUCGGAAACAUUUCGACGAUCCCGAAGGCGCUGCAGUUCCUGAUUUCACACAAGGUGGCACUGGACGAGUACUAUAAGCGCUACACGAUGACGAACGGAGAGGAUAACUACGCGCUGGUGCUGCUGCUGGAGCUAGUGAGUUUCCUGGAGGCAAUAAACAUGUCGGAGCCAGCACCGAAGGGAGAAAAGAAGGAGGAGACGGAGAAGGAGGAGACACCGUCGUUUAAGUUGCUGCUGUACAAGCUGGAGGCGAACCUGGUGGCAGCAAGGCUGCUGACGCAGAUAAACGUGGGCCCGCAAAUUAACGGACACGGAAGAGAGACCGUGGAGUUUAAAGAUGACAGAUACAGCUAUAAAAUUAGCGAAAAGACGAAGGAGCUGCUGAGAAAGAGAAAGGUAAACGACUGGGGGAACGAGUACCUGACGUCACUGUCCUCGCAGAUAGUGGCGUACUUCGCAAUGGCGUCGACGAGGCAGGCAUACGUUAAUUACCUGCUGGGGAAAAAGUUCCACCUUAAUAAAUACGGAACACACAAGGAGUUGCACAAAAACGGAAACGUGGAAAAGGAAGGAAAGCCGAAAAACACAAGGCAGACAGUGGUCCUGGAAAACAACGUUAACCUGGUUAUCGAGGAGACGCUGAAGCUGAUAGAGGAAAUGACGACGUACUGGGUAGCAAACGGGUUCGAGUUCGACGCAAUCGACCUGCUGCUGGAAGUGGACAGAAUCGAGUCGAUAAGAGAAAAGGUGUCUGACGACCACGACCUCGUGACGAGAGUGACCAACUACCUGGCCUCAAUCUCGUUCUACGGAGCAACGUACAACGAGUCGGCGAGAAUACUGCACGUGACCUACGAACUGCUCCUGAGAAACAAGAGGUACGUGGAGGCAGUGAGAAUAGCACUGAAGCUUAACGACCACGUGAGAGUGAUGGAGGUGCUGAACAGCUGCGAGGACAAAAAUGUGCUGAAGCAAGUCUCGCUCUUCCUGAACACGAGUAACCUGUACAUCAACACGCUGGCGACGAGUGAGCUUGCAGCGUCAGCAGCAGCAAUCAGCAAAAACGACGCGGAGCUGGACGAAACGCUGGUGUACCUGAACAGAGGAGAAAACAGAAGCAGCCUCUUCAUGUCGAUGUGCAAGGAGCUGGACAUACUGGAGCCGAAGCACCCGAGCGAAGUGUUCAAGGGGUACCCCUCGAAGAGUAACCUCUCGCUAAACCAGACGCUCUCAGGAGUAUCGAUAGACUCAGCAAGAGAUAACCUGUCGUACACGUUCGUGAGCGCGUUCAUCAACUGCGGAAGCUCAAUGGAAAAGCUGAUUAACCCGCAAUAUAGGCCUUCAGCAGCGACGUCGACGACGAACGCAGCAGCAGAGCUGUUUAAGCCGAAGGACGGAGAGUGGGUGUUUAAGCACCAGGGCUACGGGCUUAUGUGCGCAAGCGCAAGUCUGGGGCUGGUGCACCUGUGGAACCUGGACGAGGGGCUCUCGGCAAUCGACAAGUACCAGUACAGCUCAGACCAGUACGUGCGCUCAGGAUCAUACGCAGCCUUCGGGCUGGUGAGCUGCGGAGUCAUGUCGGAAAUGGACCCAAUACACGGACUGCUGACGGAUAAGCUGGACUCGACGAACUACCUGGAGCGCCUGGGAGCGAUCCUGGGACUGGGCUUCGCGUACGGAGCGACAAACAGAAUGGACCUGCUGGAGCUGCUGAUACCACUGGUGAUAGACCUGAGCAGCGUAGAGUGCUCGCUCUUCAGCAGCCUCGCACUCUCAAUCAUGUUCGUGGGCACGGGGAACCAGGAGUCGUCGGAGGCGAUCCUGCAGGUGCUGAUGGAGUACCUGACGAGCUACGAGUCAUACAACCCGACGCCAGGAGUCAACUACAAGCACGUGAGAAUGUACCUGCUGAGCCUGGGACUGCUCCAGCUCUGCAGAGGAGAGCUCUGCGAGCCGCUGCUGGAGGCGCUGAAGGUGCUGGGCCCCCUCGAGAAGGUGGCAGUGACGGUGGUGGAGUCGUUCGCCUACGCGACCUCGGGCGACGUGCUGAAGAUACAGAGCCUGCUCAAAAACCUCAUCUCCUCGAAGACGGCGCAGGAAGAGGCGCCGGCGGCGACGGACAAGGACAGCAUGGACAUGGACCUGGACGUGGCGCCCACGACGUCGUCGGGGAGCAUCAACGGCGCAUCUGGCGGCGGUACCACCGGUAGUGAUAGUGCGUCCGCAAGUGCCACCAGUAACGCUAACACUAGUUCGGGUAACACUAAUUCAGGUAACACUAGUUCGGGCAACGCCAAUACCAGUACCAGUAACAACGCUAACACGAGUUCUGGUAACGCCGCGCAAAGCGACGUGAAGGACGACGACCAGGAAAGGAACCUGGAGGAGCUGUACGGAGUGUCGGUGCUCUGCAUCGCGCUGCUGAGCCUGGGCGAAAACAUAGGCUCGGGCAUGCUCGUGAGGCUGCUCGAGCACCCGCUGCAGUGCGGAACAGUCCAGGAAAGGAGAGCAGUGCCGCUGGCAGUGGCGCUCGUCAACAUGUCGAACCCGGCGCCGCAGAUCGUAUCGCUGCUCUCGAAGCUGACGCACGACUCGGACCGCGAAGUCUCGCUGAACGCGAUCCUGGCGCUGGGCCUCGUGGGCGCAGGCACGAACAACUCGCGCGUCUCGCAGCUCUUCCAGACGAUCGCGAAGCACUCCUACCGCGACGCGACGCUCAUGUACGUGCUCAGGGUGAGCGUGGGCCUGCUCUUCAUGGGCAAGGGCACGCUCACGCUGAGUCCGCUGCACUCCGAGGGCUUCCUGCUCAACAAGGUGGCGCUCGCGGGCCUCGCGGUCGUGCUCUUCUCGGCGCUGGACCUGCGCAGCCUCGUCUGCGAGGACUUCCCCUUCCUGAUGCUCUUCCUCGGCAUGGCAAUCAGGCCGCGCUGGCUCGUGACGCUGAACACGGAGCUGCAGGUGGUCAACGUGCCCGUGCGCGUGGGCGCCUCGGUCGACACGAUCGGCACCGCGGGGAAGCAGCGCAGGAUCUCGGGCUUUCAGACCCACAAGUCGCCAGUGCUCAUCGGCGUCGGCGAGCGCGCGGAGCUCGCGACCGAGGACAUGGAGUCGCUCUCGCCCUACCUCGAGGGCAUAGUGCUGGUGUCAAACGUAUCAUCGUAG
This is a messenger RNA of Theileria orientalis strain Shintoku, 3315 nucleotides long. Its product is annotated as 26S proteasome regulatory subunit. NCBI's taxonomy places the organism in Eukaryota, Apicomplexa, Aconoidasida, Piroplasmida, Theileriidae. The transcript is spliced from 5 exons. Bases 1 to 3315 code for a protein of 1104 amino acids. Gene Ontology annotation, cellular component: nucleus; proteasome storage granule; proteasome regulatory particle, base subcomplex. Gene Ontology annotation, biological process: proteasome-mediated ubiquitin-dependent protein catabolic process. The record is from RefSeq and is a predicted model, not a curated record.